This is a messenger RNA of Thermothielavioides terrestris NRRL 8126, 1181 nucleotides long. RefSeq lists its product as uncharacterized. Bases 94 to 1137 code for a protein of 347 amino acids. The transcript has a single exon. NCBI's taxonomy places the organism in Eukaryota, Fungi, Ascomycota, Sordariomycetes, Sordariales, Chaetomiaceae. The record is from RefSeq and is a predicted model, not a curated record. Gene Ontology annotation, biological process: regulation of transcription by RNA polymerase II.
UGUCGCAAGUGCCAGCUUAUUGGGCGCGGCAUUCCGGUGAGUAACUUGUUGACGAAUUUUUUUUUUUUUUUCUUUCGGCGGUGCUGACUCGGAAUGUUGCAGACCUGCAUUUUCUGUCCAAAUACCGACGGGGCGUUCAAGCAGACCAACUCGUCCAAGUGGGCGCAUCUGUUGUGCGCCAUGUGGAUCCCCGAGGUCUCUCUGGGCAACCACACCUUCAUGGAGCCGGUCAUGGAGGUGGAAAAGGUGCCCAAGACUCGGUGGAGGCUGACGUGCUACAUCUGCAAUCAGCGCAUGGGAGCCUGCAUCCAGUGCUCUAAUAAGAACUGCUACCAGGCUUUCCACGUGACGUGUGCCCGUCGCUGCCGCCUCUUUCUUAAGAUGAAGAACGGCCAGGGCGCUUUGGCCGUGCUGGAAGGCACCCUCCCGCUCAAGGCGUUCUGCGACAAGCACUGCCCCCCGGACUACGCCGAGAAAAACGGCAUCGCUCAGGCGACGAGGGACGCCAAGCGCUUCUACAAGCGCACCAUGAAGGGCCGCAUCUGGGCCGACAGCCAAGCGUCGGCCCUCCAAAUCGCUGCCACGCACCGCAACGCCAUCACCGAGCAUCCGCCCGACGAAUCGCAGAUAACAGGCGCCAAGGUCUCGGCUGUGCUCGCAGAUAAGAAAAAGGGCCAGCCCCCGAAGAACGUCUGGAAGCUGCCAUCCGGCGCCCCCGUCAUCCCCCAGGCCGUGUACGAUCUGGUCGAGAGCGCGCUUGCGAGGUUUCCGAUCCGCAAGCGAAAGGACUUUGUGGCCGAGGCCUGCAAGUACUGGACGCUCAAACGCGAAGCGCGCCGCGGCGCCGCCCUGCUCAAGCGCCUGCAGCUGCAAAUGGAGACCUUCUCGUCCAUGGAGCUGACGAGGCGAAACUUCGCGGCCAUGGGCCCCUCCGGCAAGGCGAGGCUCACCCGGAGGAUCGAGUUUUGCCGCGCCCUCAUUAAGGACCUCGAGCAGCUCAAGGAGCUAGCCGAUGCCGUCGUGCAGCGCGAGGAGGCGAAGCUCGAGGCGGCCGAACUCGAGCAGGACUUUGUCGACACCUGCUACUUUCCAAUCUUCAAACAGUUGCAGCCGAUCCUUGACAAGGCAUUUGUGUAAGUUACCCAUCCGACGGGACUUUCCUCGCAUGGUGGCCUGUCAAC